Molecule: messenger RNA, 2478 nt
Organism: Spirodela intermedia
Lineage: Eukaryota; Viridiplantae; Streptophyta; Magnoliopsida; Alismatales; Araceae
Source: the annotation of a GenBank genome assembly
AUGUCAAAGGCCUUGCGUCUUCUGUCCCGGGUCAAGACGCCCUCUCGUUCCUCUCCUCCGCGCCGCACCUGCCGACUCGCCGACCUGUUCGUCAAGGCCCUGCGAGCACAGCGGAGCAAUCCCCGGUGGGAGGAGACCCUCGAAGGAAUCGCUUCAAAGGCGGAGGAUGAAGAGGACGGCGAGGAAGCUGCUGGCGAAGGGGCGGUGGAGGCCGCCGCUCCUCUCGUCAUCCGCUGGCUCCAUGACCCCGACUUGGCCGUCGCCUUCUUCGGCUGGGUCCGCCGUCGGGGCGGCGGCGCGCAGGCGGCGGCGGGUCCGUCCUCCUACGCAGCCCUUCUGAAAGUCCUCGCUCAAUGCCGCCGAUUUCCCGACCUCGAGGCUGUGCUGGAGAUCAUGGCGGAUGAAGGGUCGACGCCCGCUCUCGAAGCCCUCGGCGCCAUCGUCGCCGGAUACUCCGACGCGGGCGAGGAAGAGAAAGCCUUGCGAUUCUACUCCAUGGCAAAGGAGCUUCAGAAUGCCCUCCCCGGGACCGACGCCUGCAACCGCCUUCUCCGCAUGCUCGUGCGGCGCCGCCGCUACGAGACUGCCCGGAAGGUGUACGACGAAAUGUUCCAAGGAUACGGCGUAGCGGAUAACUUCUCCACUGGUAUAAUGGUGAAGAGCCUGUGCGAGCAAGGGAGGACUGAGGAAGCCCUGGAACUGAUCGAGGGGAGGUGGGGUCCUGGCUGCGUCCCAAAUGCCGUGUUCUACAACAAAUUAAUGGACGGCUGCUGCAAGAAGGGAGAUGUCGAUAAAGCCCGCAGCUUAUUCAGAGAGAUGCAAUCCAAGGGAUUCCUGCCCACCUUGGUUUCAUAUGGAACAAUGAUCGCAGGGCUCUGCAAGAGGGGCGACUUUGCGGAGAUCAGAGCUCUGUUUCUGGACAUGGGGAGGCGUGGAAUGGAGCCCAAUGUGGAGAUGUACAACAUGCUCAUUGACGCUUGCUGUAAGCGUGGUUCAGUGCAAGGAGCGAAAGCCGUCCUCAAGCAGAUGAUUGCUGUCAGCUGCCCCCCUGAUGCCGUGACCUAUAAUUCCAUCAUCUGGGGCUUAUGCCACAGUGGCAGAGCCAGGGAGGCAGAGCGGAUACUGAGGGAGGCAGAAAGAAGGGGGCUCACAUUGACAGUCGUGAGCUACACCCCCCUUAUUCACAGGUACAGUCUCCAGGGGAAGGUCCUCACGGCCUCCAACCUACUCUUGGAAAUGAUGGAAAAGGGGCAUCCUCCAGACCGGGUUGCAUGUGGCGCACUCAUCCAUGGGCUCGUUAAUUCAGGAGAGAUCCAAGCAGCAUUGUCGAUCAGGGGGAAGAUGAUGGAGCGAGGUGUGGUGCCUGAUGCGGCAAUCUUCAAUACUCUGAUCAGUGGGCUCUACAAGAAGGGGAUGGUCCCUGCUGCAAGGGAUCUGCUGGUGGAGAUGCUGAACCUCAACAUCCUCCCAGAUGAGUUCAUCUAUGCCACCCUCCUUGACGGGUUCAUCAGGAAUGGUGACCUGUCCGAGGCAAGAAGACUGUUCUGCUUCUUGGGUGAAAAGAGCAUUCCCCACGGCGUUGUCGUCUACAAUGCAAUGAUCAAAGGGUACUGCAGGUUUGGGUUGAUGAGCGAGGCGAUCUUAUGCGCUGAUGAGUUGAAGAAGAAAGGGAUGCAACCUGAUGGAUUCACCUAUACGACACUCAUUGAUGGCUAUGUGAAACAGCAUGAUAUGAAUGCAGCUCUGAGAGUCUUUACUGAGAUGAAGAGGCAGAGAUGCAGACCCAAUGUUAUCACCUACUCGGCCCUGAUCAAUGGGUUCUCCGGGGAAGGAAAUUUUGAGAGAGCCCAGCAACUUAUCAGGGGCAUGCGAUCAGUCGGUCUGGUCCCAAAUGUUGUGACACAUAGUAUCCUUAUCGGCAAUGCAUGCAAAGCUGGCGAGCUUGAAAGAGCUGCUGUUUUCUUCAAGGAAAUGCUGCUUGACAGGUGCUGUCCUAAUGAUGUGACCUUCCAUUACCUUCUCAAUGGGCUUGUCCAUGCCGUUCCCCACCUUCAUGCAGUGGAUGAAGAUGGGCUUCAUGGGUAUGAGGGCUCCUUGCUGUUGGAGAUGUUCAGAAGCAUGAUUGCAGAUGGUUAUGAUCCCUGGUUGGCUGCUUAUAAUUCCAUCAUUUUGUUUCUCUGCCAGCAUCGGAUGCUCAAGUCUGCACUGGAGCUGAGGGAUAAGAUGCAGGCCAAGGGAUGUGCGAUGGAUGCUGUCACAUUUCUCUUCCUUCUUCAUGGUUUUUGUGUGGAAGGGAGAUCUAGUGAAUGGGGUGGUGUUCUUGGUUGUAAUUUUCAACGGCAAGAGCUGGAGAUUUCCCUGAAGUAUACUCUCUUGCUGGACAGGCACACCAAUCAGGGAAUCAAGUCUGAGGCCUCGGCGAUUUUCUCAUCCUUGUUUGAAGAUCUCAAGUCUGAGAAAGGGUUGAAUUAUGGGUAA